This is a messenger RNA of Notodromas monacha, 1333 nucleotides long. The record is from the annotation of a GenBank genome assembly. Lineage: Eukaryota; Metazoa; Arthropoda; Ostracoda; Podocopida; Cyprididae.
GUCUGUUGCGAUUGUGGUUCCAUUUAAUCAUACAUUAACUAGUUAUUAACUGAGAUAACUGAUGGGUAUUCAUCGUGUGUACAAUCACCUGAUAAACCUACGACAUGUAACUCGCGAGCAUUUCGUGGCGUGAGACGAGUAACUCGGUUGGAACCUUCAGUGUUCAUGAUUCGAUGGACGUGAUCAGCAGUUGAGGAUGUCGACGCCCUGUGCAACGAGGGAACGAAGCAUCCAAAAUGACUUCAUUUACAAAUGGCUGAGUCUUGUUGCUUUGACUAUUCAGCAAGUUCUGGCCACGUCCCUUCUGCGUCAUGCCCAGUCCAGGCAUGAGAAUGAGGACGACUUGUUCCAUUCGUCGGCGGGAGUCGCGACUGUAGAGGUGCAGAAGACCUUGGCUGCCUUGCUCCUCUUGAGAUUUUCAGAGCAUGCCAGUUUCGAAGAAACCUUCGAUGUACUGAAGGAGAUGACCAGCGAGGAUUUCGACUCGCUGCUUACGGUUGCGCUCGUGGCUGGCGCGUAUUUGUUGCACAACUACUUCCUGUGGAUCGCCGGGAAGUACUUGUCCACGGCUGCUUACCUGGUCAUCAGCCAGACGAAAACCCUGUCGGCCGCCUUUUUCGCCACUGCCCUGGCGGGUAGGAUCAUCACUGUGACCCAGUGGAUUGCCUUGUUUGUCUUAGUCAUCGGCGUGGCCUUAUUGCAGACCAGCGUCCAUCAGCAACAGGCAGACGAGAUGAAAAGGGCGGAUGAUGUUUGGUUGGGGUUGGUUUACCUGCUAGGGGCUAGCACUUUGUCCGGCUACGCGGGGACCGCCUUUGAGAUCAUUCUCAAAUCUCCGACGAGUAACGUUUCUGUGUGGGCGCGAAGUGUUCAACUCAGUGCGGUUUCCGCCGUCAUGAGCAUCGCCUUGGUUGCCUUCCAAGAGUACGAUUCCGUCGCGCGUAGAGGAUUUUUUCACGGGUACGACGCCGUGGUGUGGACAACUGUAACUGCUCAAGCUUCGGGAGGCCUGCUGGUUGCCCUGAGUCUGAAGUACGCCGAUAAUGUCGCCAAAAGCUUCUCCACAGCAGUGGCCAUUCUCUUGAGCAUUGUUACAGACGCACUUGUGUUCCACACGUCCUUGCCAUUCCAUGCGCAGAUCGAAUCAUUGUGGAAUCAACUUUCCUCUGAAUCUGUGGAAGAAACCACUCUUCAAGUGCUCACUGCCAAAAAGCCUCUGCAGAAUCGCACUCUGCGGAUGUGGACUAAUCCUCCUGCACAGGGGGAGUACACUGUGCCUGCUGGGGAGUAUGCCCUGCCUGCCACACCAUCCAAAGCGGCACCACAUGCUUAG